AUGGCUCCAGUUUCCCGGCCCCGGUAUGCCGAGGACACUCCGGGCUCUCGGAGACGACGACGGAGCUCGUCCGGGAGCCCGCCAUCCACUCAGUCCAGACGCUCCCCUUCGGGCGACCGUUCCCGCUCUCACUCCCGCGGCGGUGAGGGCCUCAGGCCUCCGUGGAGUGAGUUGGGCGGGGGCGCUUCCUGGCCUCUUAGCCGCUCUUGGUCUCGAGAGCCGCCCCCAGGGCUCCGCAACUACGCCUUCUUGUCCUCUUGGGUCUCUUAUGACGAAUACCGCUACCAUCACCACCACUGUCCGGGUAACUGGCAGUGGGUAGAAGACUAUGACAAGGAGGAGGAAGAGAGCUACCGCCAGAGGAGGCUGAAGGAGAGAGAGAGGAUUGGGGAGUUGGGAGCGCCUGAGGUGUGGGGGUUAUCUCCAAAGUUUCCUGAGCCAGAUUCUGAUGAGCAUACCCCAGUUGAGGAUGAAGAGGUACAGAAUGAGAAGAGUUGUUCAGUUUCUAGCGUGGAAGAAAAAAAGAAAAAGAAGACGAGUCGUUCAAAAAACAAGAAAAAAAGAAAGACUAAGUCAUCUAAGAGAAAACAUCGCAAAUAUUCUGAAAAUAGUGACAGUGAUUCAGACUCUGACAUGAAUUCUAGCUCUGAUGAUGAUAAAAAGAGAGUUAAAAAAGCCAAGAAGAAAGAGAAGAAAAAGAAAUGCAGAGCAAAAAAACUCAAGAAAAAGAAGAAUAAGAAGAUUAAAAAAGAAUCCAGUGACUCAAGCUGUAAAUACUCAGAAGAGGAGUUGCCAGAAGAUACCUGGAUUGAGCAGUCAAAGAGUGCAGAUACCAUGGAUUUAAUAGGUCCAGAAGCACCUAUAAUAUAUGCCUCUCAAGAUGAGAAACCUUUGAACUAUGGUCAUGCUCUGCUCCCAGGUGAAGGUGCAGCAAUGGCUGAGUAUGUAAAGGCUGGAAAACGUAUCCCACGAAGAGGUGAAAUUGGGUUGACAAGUGAAGAGAUUGCUUCAUUUGAAUGCUCAGGUUAUGUCAUGAGUGGCAGCAGGCAUCGGAGAAUGGAGGCUGUACGGCUGCGUAAGGAGAACCAGAUCUAUAGUGCCGAUGAGAAGAGAGCCCUUGCAUCCUUUAACCAAGAAGAGAGACGAAAGAGAGAAAAUAAGAUUUUAGCCAGUUUCCGAGAAAUGGUGUACAGAAAGACAAAAGGGAAAGAUGACAAGUAAGGAUUUGUUUGUUACACAGCAGGACUUUUAACAACAAAAGUCUUUUAUGACCAAAAGUAUCAAAAGGCUUUCCAGUGCUACUGUACCUACAAUGUUAAUAAGCCCCUCAGAAAAAAGCUGCAUUUUGAAAUAUCUCUAGCAAUUUAUUUUUUUCUUUUAACUUUAAAAAGUAACAUGUGCACAUGGUUUAAAAAAUAUUCAAACAUUACAGAAGCAGAGUUAGUAACAAGUGAAUCCUUCAUCCCAGUCCCUGACUCUUCUCCCCAAAGAAAUCUCUUUUUGGUGCCUUCUAUAUCUGUCCAUAAGUUAUGUGUGUAUACAAGGGUAUAUGUGGCAAGAUAGGGUUAGAGCUAUUAAAGUUUUUUU
Messenger RNA from Propithecus coquereli (Coquerel's sifaka), 1587 nucleotides. It is a transcript of the gene NKAPL, whose product is annotated as NFKB activating protein-like. The coding region runs from base 1 to 1221 and encodes 406 amino acids. Lineage: Eukaryota; Metazoa; Chordata; Mammalia; Primates; Indriidae. Gene Ontology annotation, biological process: regulation of gene expression. Gene Ontology annotation, molecular function: chromatin binding. The transcript has a single exon. Gene Ontology annotation, cellular component: nucleus. The record is from RefSeq and is a predicted model, not a curated record.